Lycium ferocissimum is the source of this 711-nucleotide messenger RNA. RefSeq lists its product as uncharacterized. Gene Ontology annotation, molecular function: zinc ion binding. The coding region runs from base 1 to 711 and encodes 236 amino acids. The record is from RefSeq and is a predicted model, not a curated record. The transcript has 2 exons. Lineage: Eukaryota; Viridiplantae; Streptophyta; Magnoliopsida; Solanales; Solanaceae.
AUGGGGAAGGUUCAAAAGGCAGGUAUGCGGGUGGCAGAGAAUUUGGAAUCCGUUGGUAGAGACAAGUGGGCUAGAGUGUAUGCAUCUUGUAACCGAGGGUGUACAAUGACUUCUAACAUAGCCGAGUGCAUUAACCGAUAUCUUCUAGCUGCUAGAGAACUGCCUAUAUAUGACUUUCUAGAAGAAGUUAGAAGGAUGAUUGGGAGAUGGAAUUACAAUAACCGGAGAAAUGGAACAUACACGUUCACUACACUCGGUAAAAAGUUUCAGGAGAUGCUCUCAAUCAACGAGUAUCUAUGUCUACGAAUGACGGUAGAACCAUCAAUCGGAUUCGUGUACACAGUACAUGAUGGAGGAAGGCGUUUCAUUCUUAAUUUGAAUAACAAAACUUGCAGUUGUCGUAUGUUUCAAUUAGAUAAAAUCCCCUGCUCGCAUGCAUGGGCUGUCAUUAAGAAGAAAAAUCUGGUUGUUGAUGAUUAUUGCUCUGAUUUAUUCAAACCGGAGAUCGUGGUGAAGACAUAUGAUGUAGCUAUGGAUCCUCUACCGAACGAGCGUGAAUGGAAGAUUCCCAAAUACAUCUUGGAGGAUGUGGUUUUGCCACCAAGAUACAAGAGACCGCCUGGUAGGCCAAAGAAGAGGCGUGAUAAGCCUUUAAGUGAAUUGCUUCUUUGGGAAGAAAAGACAUGCUUGCAGUACUUGUGGACGACUUAG